CGUUACGUUCUUCCUUAUCACCUGGAAUCACCGGGAAAAGAAUAAAAAGCCUCGACACGUUUAUCUCAGGACUUUUUACAAGACAGCAGCCUCUUCGUCACUUCAUCAUCUUCAGCAGCAAAGAAGCCGCGCCAUGUUGCCUCUGCUCGUUUUGAUGCUGUGCCUGAACGCAGUCCUGUCGGCCAUAACCUCCGACCCAACGCUGGAUCAGCACUGGGAGCUGUGGAAGAACCGCUACAAUAAAACCUACAAUCAGAGAGAGGAGGGCUGGAGGCGAACGGUGUGGAAGAAAAACCUGAGGAAGAUCGAGCUGCACAACCUGGAGCACUCCAUGGGGAAACAUUCCUUCACCCUGGGGAUGAACCACUUUGGGGACUUGACUAACGAGGAGUUCAGGCAGAUGAUGAACGGCUACAAACCCAGAGCAGAGAAGAAGGUCAAGAGGUUGUUGUUCACAAAGCCCAACUUCCUGAAUGUCCCUUCAUCUGUGGACUGGAGGGAGAGCGGCUACGUCACACCUGUCAAGGACCAGGGUCAGUGUGGCUCCUGCUGGGCUUUCAGUGCCACCGGGUCCAUGGAGGGCCAGCUCUACAGAAUGACCAGCAGACUUGUGUCUCUGAGUGAGCAGAACCUGGUGGAUUGUUCUGGACCUGAGGGAAACUAUGGCUGCAACGGUGGGUGGAUGAACAAUGCCUUUCAGUACGUUAUGGACCACGGAGGUCUGGACUCAGAGUCUUCCUACCCGUACGUGGGAGAGGACAUGCCAUGCAGCUAUGAUCCAAGUUACAGCGCCAUCAACCUGACAGGAUACGAUAACGUUGUCAGUGGCAGCGAGGAAUCUCUGAUGGAGGCCGUGGGCUCUGUGGGGCCAGUUUCCGUUGCCAUUGACGCUGGUCAUAUAUCUUUCCAGUUUUACCAGUCAGGCAUCUACUAUGAACCAGAUUGCAGCAGUGAGGAUCUGGACCACGGCGUGCUGGUGGUGGGUUACGGCACAGCGCAAAAUCUUCUUUCUGAAGAAAAUUACUGGAUCGUCAAGAACAGGUAA
This is a messenger RNA of Poecilia latipinna (sailfin molly), 1045 nucleotides long. Its product is annotated as cathepsin L1-like. Bases 134 to 1045 code for a protein of 303 amino acids. Gene Ontology annotation, molecular function: cysteine-type peptidase activity. The record is from RefSeq and is a predicted model, not a curated record. Gene Ontology annotation, biological process: proteolysis. Lineage: Eukaryota; Metazoa; Chordata; Actinopteri; Cyprinodontiformes; Poeciliidae. The transcript is spliced from 7 exons.